Molecule: messenger RNA, 2511 nt
Organism: Aureobasidium uvarum
Lineage: Eukaryota; Fungi; Ascomycota; Dothideomycetes; Dothideales; Saccotheciaceae
Source: the annotation of a GenBank genome assembly
AUGAGGUUUUCCAGCGGCACCAUUGCAGGCAUUGGCCUCGCAGUGCUUCCGUUGAUCACAUCAGUCCUUGGUGCCUCAAACUCUACAUGUCCGCCUACAAUCAACUAUACCGCCGACUUUGACUAUGCGGAGUGUCGUCAAGACAGCUACUACGGUCGCAUCCUCGGCAGAGAACGCAAAGCGAUUUUCCGUGACACCAAUACACCCCAAUACUGUGCUGACUACUUGACCGGCAAUGUCAACUGCUCGACUUACGCUUGUUCUGGAGACCCGUCUCAGAAAUGCGGUGGUCAAUACUUCUUGCAGCUGUACAAGGUCAACAAUCCGCUUCCAGUCGAGAAGGUCGAUGGAGACGUCAAGCGUCAACCUCUCUGCCAUACAAGCCCCUUGUGCGAGCACACAGUCUGUGAUACAUCGCUACCCAUCGCAGACAGAAUUGCAUCGCUGUUGGCAGAUAUGACACUGGAAGAAAAGACCGCCAAUGUUGUCAAUGCUGCAGAUGGCGUGGGCCGUCUUGGUCUGCCAGGCUACGACUGGUGGAAUGAAGCUCUGCAUGGUCUGGCUCAGGCUCCCGGAGUCAAGUUCAACAGUCCCAAUGGCUCGGCUUUCAGCUAUGCUACUUCCUUCCCCAUGGCCAUUACGACUGGCUCUGCAUUUGAUGAUCCUCUUAUCGGACAGAUUGCCGACGUUAUCGGGAGAGAAACUCGAGCCUUUGCGAACUUCGAGCAGUGUGGCUUUGAUUUUUGGACACCCAACAUUAACACCUUCCUCGAUCCUCGCUGGGGUCGUGGGCAAGAGACGCCUAGUGAAGAUGCGUUCCAUACUCAGCAGUACACAAAGCAGCUCAUUCCGGGUCUCCAAGGCGGUCUGGACCAUCCUGAAGAGAAACAGAUAAUUGCUACGUGCAAACAUUUCAACCUCUACUACGCAGAAACCAACAGUUGUGCGAGUGAAUACUUCUUGCAAGACACUUUGCGCGAAGACUGGAGCUUCGACGAACCCUACAAGUAUGUCGUCGCCGAUUGCGGUGCUGUGGAAUACAUCCACACCGUCCACAACUUCACCGACACACCUGCUGAAGGUGCGGCUGUUGCUCUGAACGCUGGUACUGACCUGGACUGUGGCUUGACUUUUGAGACAUACUUGAACAUAUCGGUGAUCAACAACUACACUACAGAAGCACGUUUGAACCAAGCCUUGACUCGUCUUUACACUGGACUUCACACUGUUGGAUACUUCGAUGGCCAGAACCGUUAUGCAUCAUUGUCUUGGGGCGAUGUUGACACCGAAGAUGCUCGAGCUCUUGCUUACAAAUCAGCUUGGGAGGGCAUGGUUCUGCUCAAGAAUGAUGGUCUAUUGCCUCUCUCACCUAGGUAUCAGAAGGUGGCACUUGUUGGACCAUAUGCAAAUGCCUCCAGUCAGAUGCAAGGUAUCUAUGCUGGCCAAGCACCAUACAUUAUCACACCUCUGCAAGCGGCCGAAGCCAACUGGGACAACGUCCAGUACGCGUUCGGAACAGGUGUUAAUGGGAGUAACACAACUUUCUUCUCAGCAGCACUAGACGCCGCGAGAUCAGCUGACCUCAUCAUCUACAUGGGUGGUAUUGAUAGCACCAUUGAGCAAGAGACCCAGGAUCGCAAAUCCAUCACAUGGCCUGGCAACCAACUUGAUCUCGUACAACAAUUGAGCGAGCUUGGCAAGCCUCUUGCUAUUGUUCAGUUUGGUGGAGGUCAAGUUGAUGAUAGCGCGCUACUUGCCAACAACAAAGUCAAUGCUCUCCUCUGGGCAGGUUACCCGAGUCAGGAAGGUGGUAACGCCGUUGUCGAUAUUUUGCUUGGUAGACAAGCACCUGCUGGACGCUUGACUACGACUCAAUAUGCCGCCGACUACAUCAACGAAGUCAGCAUCUUCAAUCCAGACCUACGUCCUAAUGGAAGCUACCCCGGUCGCACCUACAAAUGGUUCACAGGCAAGCCAGUCCUACCUUUCGGAUUCGGACUCUCAUACACGAAGUUCGAUCUGUCGUGGUGUGGUAAACCUCUCAAGCAGUCUUAUAACAUCAAAAGCCUGUUCAACAAGCGUCAGCACCACGGUUCCAAACCUACUCCUCUCGACAUCAUGCCAUUUGUCACACUGUCUACAACCGUCUCGAACAAAGGCAACCACACUUCAGACUUCUCUGCCCUCCUCUUCCUCUCAACUUCCAACUCCGGCCCUGCCCCCUACCCCAACAAGUGGCUCGCCUCCUACGCUCGUGCCCACGGCGUUGCCCCUGGAAAGUCUCAGACAGUCAAUUUGGAUAUCUCCAUUGGUUCGCUGGCCCGAGCUGAUCAGAAUGGAGACUUGACUGUCUACCCAGGUAACUACAAGUUGGCGAUUGACAAUGAUGAGCUUCUGACAGCAGAGUUUGAGCUUGUUGGCGAGCCGGUCAUUGUUGAUCGGUUGACUAGGCAGGGCGUUUAUGAGUAUACUGUUCCAGUACACUACAAUGCUAGUGCGAAUCUGGUGUAG